This is a messenger RNA of Triplophysa rosa, 1112 nucleotides long. RefSeq names its product zinc finger, HIT-type containing 1 (gene znhit1). The record is from RefSeq and is a predicted model, not a curated record. The transcript is spliced from 5 exons. Gene Ontology annotation, molecular function: nucleosome binding. Bases 31 to 546 code for a protein of 171 amino acids. Gene Ontology annotation, biological process: chromatin remodeling. Lineage: Eukaryota; Metazoa; Chordata; Actinopteri; Cypriniformes; Nemacheilidae. Gene Ontology annotation, cellular component: Swr1 complex.
GUAGAUUUGCGCACCGCCAAUAAUCUACACAUGAAGAACAGUCUCCAAGCAACUGCGUUAGUUCAUUUUAAACUUCCAGGCAUGGCGGAGAAGAAAAUAUCGGUUCGCUCACAGGAUCCAAGUCAGCGGCGCGUACUGGACAGCGCCACGCGCCAGCGCCGUUUGACUCGCCAGCUCGAAGCUCUGGAGAAAGACAACUUCCAGGACGACCCUCACGCGAGCCUCCCUCAGCUGGUCAAACGGCUGCCGCAGUUCGACGAAAGCAACGAAUCCGGCAAGCGGAGGAAAAAGACAAGGGGUGAUCAUUUUAAACAAAGGUUUCGCAAAAACUUCCAGACUCUUCUGGAGGAGGAGGACUUGAGUGUAAGCGAGGGUCCAAACUACCUCACAGCCUGUGCUGAGCCCUCUAAGUUUCCUCAGAGGCAUUUCUGUGCUGUGUGUGGCUUUCCUUCAAACUACACGUGUGUUUCGUGUGGAGCUCGCUACUGCUGUGUCCGAUGUUUAGGAACACACCAUGAGACCAGGUGUCUGAAAUGGACGGUAUGAUUUGUUCAUCUGCGCUGACCUGCUGUCAAGCAAAACAAGCUUGAGAUUUGGGUAAUAUUGCAAUCAGAAGUUAUGCUCAUUCUCCAAUGUCAAGUGCGUCCCUAUAGUAUCACAGCUGCACAUUUGACUGCUGUUAUCAAGUUUUAGCCCUGGUACACAAGGCCGUUUCACCUCUGCACUACACUUACAGGCUCUAUUUUAUAUAAAAGAUUAUUAAAACAGAUAAAACAUUAGCCAAAACAAGAACAGCUGUUGAAGUAUUUCUGAAAAGAGAAAAUAUUACAGCAAAUAAGCAUUUGCUUGUUAUUGAAUAUAUGGAGAUAUGCAACGUAGUUGUCUUGAAAUAAACCCAAGGGGCAGAAUAGAGAAACUUGUACCUUGUGGUUACCAACAUCAAAAUGUGUACUUGCAGAACAAAAUCGCUCAUGUAGCUAAUAAGCAAGGGAAACUGCAGUUUGUAAAAUGACUUUUUUCCUGAGAAAGAUUGUAAUGUAAAUUUCUGUACAUAUGUUUAUAUCCAGUUGUAAUAAAAUGUCUGCAACAAUCAAGUUUAGAACUUUUUUGGU